Molecule: messenger RNA, 1401 nt
Organism: Culex quinquefasciatus (southern house mosquito)
Lineage: Eukaryota; Metazoa; Arthropoda; Insecta; Diptera; Culicidae
Exons: 1
Coding region: 166-1251 (361 amino acids)
Source: RefSeq, a predicted model, not a curated record
UUAUCAAUGAAUCUCAUAUUAUCAGAAGCAAUACCGCAUAAACGACAGAAAAGGUUCUUUCCAAAUUUUUUCGGAGGUUAUACAAGCACAGAGCCUUCUGAAACUACAGUUGCAGCUGUAGCGCCAAAACCGACCUAUUUUAUCCCGGGACCGAAUGAUCAAAAUAUGGCACCGACCUUCAUACCAGCGGUUCCAAUAAGUUAUUUCACAGCCGAGAAUGGACAGCACUUCAUCGUCGUCAAACCCGUUCCUUCGGAUAAUGGUCCCGCUUAUUCAAACAACAUUCCAGUGGUGAAAAAAAACAAAAGACCACCAAAGAAAGUGGUGUCGGCAGCUCACAUUCUGGGACUAUCUACAUCCGAAAUCUUGGAGUUAAAUCAACUGGCACGGAUUAUAGGCGUAAAGGAUAUGUACGAUCUUCCACCGCUGGAAGAAGUGAUGACACUGCUAGGAACUACAUCAAAAAGUGAAACGAUCAAAGCUGUUAGAGACUAUGCUUCCACACCGGGAGGACUCGAAUUAAUCAAGGAUUAUGUUUUGAGUUAUCAGCCUGUGAAGCGCAUGGAUACAUUCGCGGCUAAGAAUUCGGUCGAAGGCGUUGCAGAUGACUGGGCUAUCGAAAGCAACGAUGAUUUUGUCAAUUUUGAUCUAAAUAAUUUAGAAGAUUUUAAUGGUAACAUGUCUCAAUCUCUGGAUGAAAAUAUCAUCACACCAGUCGCUGAGCCUAGUUUUUUCGAAAAAUUGAGAUCAUUCUUUACGUUUGGAUACUAUAAAGAGGAGUCACAAACAAAUGAACCAAAAAGUUCUGAGCAGAAAACUCAAAUGCCUCUAGUGCCAACCAAAUUGGUUCCACAUUUCAUAAUUCCAGUAAAACCAAUUGUGCCAAUUGACGAAAAAUCCAUUAAUUCUAAUCUGCAACGAUACCCACUGACGCCUUUUAUUCAAGAUAUGAAUCCUUUCGCAAUGAAACCGGUCCCAAUUGAGCCAUCUACUAGUACAACAACUGCCUCCGCUCCUCCAAUGGAUAUGGACCACAAUGAGACGCACAUUUACCCCGAUGAAACACCACAAGACAGCGCAAACAUCGAAGAUAAUGUCUCCAGUGCGACGAAACAGCCUCAAAUGCAAAUUCCCUUACCGGAAGAGGCAAAUGGGACAGUAAACAAGAUUCUGAACAGUGCAGAUUUGCCAAAGAUGGACAAUGUAGCGAUAAGGGAGAACAGCACUUUCGAAAUAACUACCGAGGCUUAGAUUUGUGAUACAUAUGAUGUACAUUAUAACGGAAAAAUUAGACAGGAAUGUUUGGAUAAUUCGAGCAUAUAUAUUUUUAAUAAGAGUCGUAAGUAGACAAACUAUGGUAUAGAUCUAGUUUAAUCUCAACAGACUUAUUUAAAACGCAUA